Messenger RNA from Huiozyma naganishii CBS 8797, 3102 nucleotides. It is a transcript of the gene RSC2, whose product is annotated as Rsc2p. NCBI's taxonomy places the organism in Eukaryota, Fungi, Ascomycota, Saccharomycetes, Saccharomycetales, Saccharomycetaceae. Gene Ontology annotation, molecular function: protein binding; chromatin binding. The record is from RefSeq and is a predicted model, not a curated record. Gene Ontology annotation, biological process: chromatin remodeling. The coding region runs from base 1 to 3102 and encodes 1033 amino acids. Gene Ontology annotation, cellular component: RSC-type complex. The transcript has a single exon.
AUGGCCGGUGACAGUGUAGAUCAGAAGGGGAUGCUCCAUGCUAUGCUAAAGAAGGAAUGUGCUGAGCUCUUUGCGUUAAGGGAUCCAGAGUCCGGGCUGGACCUGAUGCCCAUUUUCAGCAUCCUGCCCGCGAAGAGAGACUACCCUGAUUACUAUAGUCUGAUCUCUUACCCUGUGGCCUACAGCACCCUGAAAAAGAAGCUGCCGCAUUACCCUAGUGCUGCCGCGUGGCUGAAAGACGCGGCUUACAUUGCGUGGAACGCCAAAACGUACAAUCUGAGGGGCUCGCAAGUGUGGAAGUUUGCUGAUAUAAUAGAGAAACAUCUGAAGAAUGUAACGGUCCCCCGAUUGAAGAGGGUUUACCCUGAGAUUGAGUACCCAUAUUUGGGACCGCUGCCCGACGAAAAUCCACCACUAGAGCAACAACAACCACAGUCGGGACAAGUGCCAUUACAGACGGAACACCGAACUCCGCAACCAGCGGGAGUCCAGGCCGAAGUACAGAAACCAGAACCACAAGCACACUCGCAACAACUAUCGGAACAACAACAGCAGCAAUUGCAACAACAGCAAGAACUGAUUUUACAACAGCAACUGCUACAGCAACAUCAGAGACAUUUCCCUAUAGUAGCCCCAAAAGCUCCGGCGAAAGAAGCAUCUAUUCAACCGAAGAUGAAGUUCAUACAGUUUGCAACGAAGGAUAAACCGAAAGGCACUAAUGCCACUGUUCAUGGCCACUCCAUAAUAAAACAGGAAACAGCACGCGGUACGACACCAGUUGAAAGGACUGAUACGCCCCCGAAUGCAGCUACGAACACAAACAUGAACAUGAACACGAGUAUAAACACGAACACAACUCCUGCGGUACCGCAACAAGCAGCCAUGCCACGUCAUCACAUACCAAUGCCAAAAAGGAUGCACUCGAACUACGAGCUGUCCGCAUAUUCACCACCAAUGUCGCAGACGACUACACCUCAACCGCAUAUGAUGUCGAGGAAAGAUAAAAAAGCCCUUACAAGACGGGGUAGGCCGCCAAUGAUCGAUCUUCCACACAUCCAAAGGAUGAAAAACAUUAUCAAGGGACUGAAGAAGGAAAUAGACCCCACCACGCGGAAAUCCGUAACGGUGCCGUUUGAAAAACUGCCCAAUCCAGCUUCAGAUCCAGUGUACUAUACUACCAUAACAGACCCCAUCACAUUUGAUGAUAUUUGGAAACGGGUGAAAACGAGGAAAUACAAGGACAUGCAAAGUUUCCAAACCGACAUAAGCCUAAUGCUGAUCAAUUAUAAGACCGCGUAUAACUCCAACAUGGAUAACAUGAACAAAUUAAUAGCCUUUGAGAAGACAUUCAAUGUUCUGUACCAUUACGAACUAGCCAAACCGGAUAAAGAUUAUAUCCCGGAGGGCGAGUUUAGGUACCCGAUCGACGAAAUCACCGUUAACAACAGAGCAUACCACGUCGGUGACUGGGUUCUACUGGCUAAUCCGAAUGACCCGAUGAAGCCUGUGGUAGGGCAAAUUUUCAAAUUGUGGAACACAGAGGAUGGCCAGAAAUGGCUAAAUGCCUGUUGGUAUUUCAGACCCGAACAGACCGUCCACCGUGUUGACCGACUGUUUUAUAAAAAUGAGGUAAUGAAGACAGGUCAAUACAGAGAUCAUCAAAUAGAGGACAUCGUUGGAAGCUGCUACGUCGAACAUUUUACGAGGUACCAAAGGAGUGAACCAACAACCGAUAUUGGCGGACCUUUGUUCCUAUGUGAGUACCGAUACAACGAGUCAGAUAAGGUGUUUAACAAGAUCAGAACUUGGAGGGCGUGUUUGCCGGAAGAGAUUCGUGACGUUGAGGAACCGUGUAGACCAGUCAAUGGGAGAAAGUUUUUCAAGUACGUUUCCCCGAUAAGCCAUCUUUUACCGCCUAAUUCCACCAUGGAGGAUCCUAUCCCGGAGCCACAGAUGGCCGACCCGAACGCGCCACCUUUAGUGGGUGCCGUUUAUAUGAGGCCACCAUUACAGCGAGAUGACUUAGGGGAAUAUUCUACGUCGCACGACUCUCCAAGGCACAUCAUAAGGCCCGGAGAACCACACGAACCCGGAGUAAUAGAUCAAGAGAUGGGUACAAUUACAGUCGAUAGCACUGUCAACUUGACACAAACAAAACCCAGUUAUUCAGCGUCACCCUCAUUGUUGGGUACUGGGACCGGGAAAGUCGGCAGGCCGCCCAACAGCUCGCAUCAUAAAAUACACUCCAAUGCACAAAUCCUACAAAACGACUUCAAGACCACAUAUUCAUCAAAGAUGGCUGCUGUGACCAACAGGGUGGCUGGAUACAACAACGCGACGCACAAUAAUGUUCCAAAGAAUACGUCUGCAACUAUGCUGAUGCCAAUUACGAACCGAAUGCAAAGUAAUGGGAAGCAGACGUCGAAAACGCAAGUAACUGGGCCCUCGAAAAAAGCGAUGGAACAAUCAUAUGCAUCAUACAUUCAAUAUGCCGCCGCCUACAAGGGCAAUAACCAAGGCUCUGUAAUUGUUGAUACCCCAGGGGCAUACGUGCUACCGAUAGACAUUUUAGGCGAGAGAGUGAAGGGCAGCCAAGAGCUGUACGAAAUACAAACGGCAGAUUUUAACAGCAUGGCGAAAAGGCUGACGAAAGAGGAGAUGAAUUUGCAACGAAAGAGGGGCAGGAAUGGUGAGAUUAUUUGGUUCCGAUCCCCUAGUGUCAUGCUGGGAGAGCGGCUGCUGAACUUGGGUGACACGCAUCUACAGACGCCGUUGAACGUUUGGAACUUUCCAGACAGACUUGGUGUUACAGAUAACCUUGCAGGGUUUGACUACGAAGAGGUGGAGGAAGAGGGCGAGACAAUGGCAACGAUAACGAAAGCCGCUGUGGAUCACGUAAUGUCCACAGAUGACGACUAUAAUGGGGUCGAGGGCCCAGCAACGGGCGACUCCGACCAGGAUAUACCAAAGACUAUAAACCUCGAGGAGACAAUGUACUUGGACGAGGACGACAAAGACGACUGUAACGAUCUAACGGGACCGCACUUCCUGGGGCUUCGACCUUCCGCGAAAUAUCUGGCAUACAAACUGAGCGACCAAUAG